AUGAAGAGUCUCACGGUCGCCGCCUUGGCGGCCCUCGUGGCAGUGGCGUCAGCACUGAACGGCGGCAACAUUUCGACCUUUGUUGAUCCCGCCACGGGCCACGAGAUCCGGCAUUUCGACUGCAGCGUCAACCGCGGCAAGGCUUCGUCCCACUUCAACGAGACGAUCAAGUUCCUGCACCGCAACUCCCGCCGUCCCAAUCAAGUCGGCACGCGCGCGGCCUCGCUCGUCAGGAAACAGACCGUCUCCCCGGCCCUCACGAUCAAGACGUACAUCCACCUCAUCACCACCACCGCCAAAGAAGGCACCCUCACGCAAGCCACCGCGCAGGCCCAACUCGACGCCCUCAACAAAGCCUACAACCCCAUCGGCAUCACCUUCGUCCUCGCCGACGUCUCCAUUGACGCCAACGACGCCUGGUCCGCCGCCGACGGCUCCGCCAUGGACGAGCUCAAGCAAGCCCGCCGCCAGGGCACCUACGCCGACCUGAACCUCUACUUCCACUCGGACCUCUCCGGCGGCGUCCUGGGGACCUGCACGCUCCCCUCAAAGGUCACCGCGCAAACCCAACCCUCGCAGUACUUCACCGACGGCUGCAACAUCAACGCCGCCACCAUGCCCGGCGGCGCGCUGACGGGCUACAACCAGGGCAUGACGGCCGUGCACGAGACGGGCCACUGGCUGGGUCUCCUGCACACCUUCGAGGGCUACUCGUGCGACGGCGACGGCGACUCGAUCGCGGAUACCCCCAUGCAGAGCACCAGCACCGAUGGGUGUCCGAUGAAGCCUGCGAAAGAUUCCUGUCCGACGCAGAGCGGUGUGGAUCCUGUCCAUAAUUAUAUGGAUUAUUCGAGUGAUGCUUGCUAUGAGAGUUUUACGCCCGGGCAGGUUAGUCGGAUUCAGAAUAUGUGGGCGGAGUAUCGGAAGGGGUUUUAG
This is a messenger RNA of Zasmidium cellare ATCC 36951, 936 nucleotides long. RefSeq lists its product as uncharacterized. Gene Ontology annotation, molecular function: metallopeptidase activity. NCBI's taxonomy places the organism in Eukaryota, Fungi, Ascomycota, Dothideomycetes, Mycosphaerellales, Mycosphaerellaceae. The transcript has a single exon. The record is from RefSeq and is a predicted model, not a curated record. Bases 1 to 936 code for a protein of 311 amino acids.